This is a messenger RNA of Vitis riparia (riverbank grape), 791 nucleotides long. RefSeq lists its product as uncharacterized. Lineage: Eukaryota; Viridiplantae; Streptophyta; Magnoliopsida; Vitales; Vitaceae. The record is from RefSeq and is a predicted model, not a curated record. Bases 206 to 421 code for a protein of 71 amino acids. The transcript is spliced from 5 exons.
CUUCCUUCAUGGUUUCAAGAAAUCUUCUCAGAUUCAGGAUUAAAAUCUAUCGCGUGUUGUUACCCUGAAUCUAUCUUGUUUGGAUUAUUUGAUCUUUUUAUCCGAUCAUUGAUAUUCUCACCAUCCGUUUGGUUGCUGAGAAAAGAAAAGAGAAACAUGGAAUAGACUACGUCAUAUUUCAAUUAUAGCUGAUUUUGAAACACUCAUGGCUGGAGGGAAUUUCAUGCACAGGGUUAUAUCUUACGUUGUGAAUGAGGUCCUUGUAAACGGUCUUGCCAACAGCCCUGCUUUUCAGAGAUUUGCUGUGAGGACAUCCAGGAGGAUGGAAGAUAUCUCAAAUAAGGCUGCACAGAAGAGGCAGGAACUUGCUGAGCAGGUGAAGGAGUUGUCAAAGAAUUUUGAGUCACCCAAAAAUCAGUGAGUUUUGAUGGCAUUGGUAGAGCGUGAUUCUGCAGCAGAUGUAUAUGAUUCCUCUGAAGUUUUCUACUUUUCUUAGGUGGUAUCUGAUGGAAGUCAGUUUUGUAUCAUGUGGCGUAGACAUAAACUUAUUGUUCUUGUACUAGAAUUGAUCAGCAGGAAUGGAAGGCAUAGUUUUCUGCAUCUGGAUAUGAAUAACAAAUAAUCAAAUUACAAAUGUAAUGGAUCCAUUUCUUUGAACUUCAUUUUUAGGUGUUUCAUCUUUGGCUCAAAUGAAUUAUUGUAAAUCUAUGUGACACAAUUGAGAGGGGCAAAUCACUUCGUACAUUUUGUUUACUUUUAGCUUUAUAAUUUAUGAAAAGAUUUGUGGAAAA